UUGGCUAUCUUCAUUUUCUAGAUCUAGAUUACUAUAUCUCUAAAUUAGUAAAUUAGUAUCUACUAUCUUGAGUAACAAAUUAUUAGUGACUAAUCAAAUCUAGAUCUAGAAUCUAGAUCUAGAUCUAGAUUUGCUGUCCAUUUCCGAUUUCUAGGCAAAGAUUAUAUAGGACCUUAACAAGUUAGCGCAGGCCUUGACUUGUGCCAGUUUAGAUUUUUUGUAUGGCAUUGAUCAUCAGCAGAACAGUAAGGUUGCUGAGAGUCAAUAUUUUACAGACCUGUUCCAUUUUAUCUCAAACUUUGCAGUCUGGAAAGAGUUUUAGCUCUGCAGCCAUGAGUGGACUUUCAAAAGUUUACAAUGAGUGUGACAUCAUCAAGUCUGCAGCAGACACUAGAAAGUACAGAGGUCUGGAGCUGACCAAUGGGAUGAAAGUCCUUCUCAUCUCCGACCCAGAAACUGAUAAAUCCUCAGCUGCUAUGGAUGUAAAUAUAGGUCACCUAAAGGAUCCAGAUGAUCUCCCUGGCCUGGCCCACUUCUGUGAACACAUGCUGUUUUUAGGUACAGAGAAGUACCCAGAAGAAAAUGAGUAUAACAAGUUUCUGAGUGAACAUGGUGGCAUGUCUAAUGCCUUCACUACACUGGAGCACACCAACUAUUACUUUGAUGUUUCACCUGACUACUUACCUGGAGCUCUUGAUAGAUUUUCCCAGUUUUUCUGCUGUCCACUCUUCACCCCAUCAGCCACUGGUCGUGAGGUCAACGCUGUGGACAGUGAAAACAGUCGCAACUUGCAGAGUGACCCAUGGAGACUGUUUCAACUAGACAAAUCUCUGGCCAGACCAGACCAUGAUUUCAGCAAAUUUGGGACAGGCAAUAAAGAUACGCUGGAGACUAUCCCCAAGUCCAAAGGCAUUGACACGCGGGAUGAACUGCUCAAGUUCCACAGCCAGUAUUAUUCCUCUAACAUCAUGAGUCUGUGCGUGCUGGGGAGGGAAUCUCUGGAUGAACUCAGUCAGAUGGUUGUGCCCCUCUUCCAGCAGACUGUCAACAAGAACGUGGCAGUCCCCAGGUGGGAUGAUCCCCCAUAUACCAGCAACCAACUGCAGUGUAUUGUUCAUGCCAUCCCAGUGAAAGACAUCAGAGAGAUGUCAGUUGUAUGGCCAACUCCAGAUCUUAGUGAACAUUAUAAAGCUAAUCCAGGUCAUUAUUUGGGUCACCUUCUUGGUCAUGAAGGCUCCGGCAGCCUUUUGUCAGAACUGAAAGCACGAGGAUGGGCCAACACUUUAGUGGGAGGACAAAAGUCUGGAGCCAAGGGAUUUUCUUUCUUUUCUGUUGCCAUUGAUCUGACGGAGAAAAGCCAAGAUUGUAUUGAGGACAUCAUCACCCUCAUCUACCAGUACAUCAACAUGCUGAGGAGGGAAGGAGCUCAAAAGUGGAUUUUUAAAGAAUGUCAGGACCUGGCUGCAAUGGCGUUCAAUUUUAAAGACAAGGAGAUACCUAAGGCCUGCACCAGCAAUUUAGCAAGCAGAAUGCAGGAGUUCCCUAUGAAAGAUGUUCUAAGUGCCUAUGCCCUGUUUGAUGACUUUAGACCAGACCUGAUCCAGCAGCUGCUAGACAAGCUUGUCCCCAGUAACAUGAGGGUGACUGUAGUGUCUAAAAAGUUUGAAGCUCUAGCAGACCAGACAGAGAAAUGGUACGGGACACAAUACAAGGUGACCAGGCUCUCUCCAGACCAGAUCCAGAAAUGGGCAGACAGUGGCCUACAUGAAAACCUGCGACUUCCUGCACAAAAUGAAUUCAUUCCAAGCAACUUCCAGCUGGUGUCCAGGGAAAUUGAUACAAAUGGCGCACCAGAUAUUAUCAAGAACACCGCCUUCAGUAGGUUGUGGUUCAAACAAGAUGACAAAUUUCUCAAACCUAAAGCUUGCGUCAACUUUGAUUUUAUAAGCCCAAUAGCGUACACAGACCCACUCCACACUAAUUUGAAUUCUCUAUUCACUCAACUCUUUGACGACGCACUCACUGAGUACUCUUACAUGGCUGAGAUAGCAGGACUCAAAUACAGUCUGGAUAGUUCUGUGUAUGGGCUUACGCUGACCAUUAAAGGCUACAAUGACAAGCUGCCUAUUCUCCUAGAAAAAAUUGUGGAAAAGAUGGCGUCUUUCAAGGUGGAUCCCACUAGGCUGGAGAUAUUUAAAGACAUUCAUGGGAGAAAUUUGCGCAACUUUCAAGCUGAGCAGCCUCAUCAGCACGCCAUCUACUACACUAAUGUACUCACCUCCGAGUCCCUGUGGACCAAAGAUGAACUGCUACAAGCUUUAGAAGAUGUAACAUUGGAGAACCUGACAGUCUUCAUCAAACAACUGCUGGGUAGACUUUACAUUGAAGCUCUUAUCUACGGCAAUGUCACGCGAUCACAAGCCCAUGAGAUGAUGGACCUGGUGGAAAAAAUUCUGAUGGAGAACUGCAAGUCUAAACCACUUUUGGCCAGCCAGCACAGAAAGCUGAGGGAGGUCCAGUUGCCAGAUGGCUGUUACUUUUUAUACAAGCAGAAGAACCUGGUACAUGAGAGCUCUAGUGUGGAAGUUUACUACCAAUGUGGUCUGCAGAACACAGAGAGCAACAUGCUGUUAGAGCUCUUCUGUCAGGUGAUUAGUGAACCAUGUUUCAACAUACUGAGGACUAAAGAGCAACUUGGCUACAUUGUCUUCAGUGGUGUCAGACGCUCCAAAGGUGUCCAGGGUCUGCGGGUCAUUGUCCAGUCCUCCAAACCAGCCCAGUACGUCGAGGAGAGGAUUGAGGCCUUCAUACAAAAAAUGGAGGAGGUGCUAGACAAGAUGUCAGAUGAGGAGUUGAGCAAACAUGUCAUGGCACUCUCCACCAAGAGACUGGAGAAACCCAAGAAACUUAUUCAACAGAACAACAAGUACUGGACUGAGAUCAUUUCAAAUUACUACAACUUUGAUCGAGAUGCAAUAGAAGUUGCUUUCUUGCAGAAGUUAACAAAAGAUGAUUUACUCCAAUUUUACAAGGAAAAAAUCGCACUUGAUGCCCCUAACCGGCACAAACUUUGUGUUUAUGUUCUGUCCAACACAUCAGAUGAGACGCCCCCUGUGCUAGAGGCCGAUGGCUUUAUACCUGCACCCAAGUUGCCACAGCCUAGUGUGGUAACAGAUGUCAUGGAGUUUAAAAGAGACUUGGGGCUGUAUCCCCUGGCUAAGCCAUGCAUUGAUCUGACCAAAGCCAAACUUUAGAGAUCUCUGUAUUGAUUGCAUUGACCAAAGUUAAGUUAUUUCAAAUUUUGAUUCUUCCUGCCAUCAACACGUUGGAGACAUGCAGCAGAGGCCAACAUAGAGCAACCAUCCCUCAUUGGCGACACAAAGCAUUAUGUGAACAUCAACUUUAAACUGCAGCCCAAUAUUGAUUUCUAUGAAUAUUUGAUGCCAUUACCCCAUGUUUAAAAUACCUUUGUAUUCUCUUGAAACAUUUGAUGCUACAACUCUCCUCUGAAGGAGUAUCCAAUGACUGUCUAAAUAGCACAUGGGAGCCCUGCUAUUUAUAGGUGACCAUCUCAGUCCACCAUUUUCUUUCUUACCAGAAUGUUUGCUUGUUGAUUUGUUUUUUUAGUCAGGUGAUAAGAUCUUUUCAUAUUAUUCAAGUUUUUAAAAGUAAUGUACAGGGUAUAA
Messenger RNA from Physella acuta, 3686 nucleotides. RefSeq names its product insulin-degrading enzyme. Gene Ontology annotation, biological process: peptide catabolic process. NCBI's taxonomy places the organism in Eukaryota, Metazoa, Mollusca, Gastropoda, Physidae. The record is from RefSeq and is a predicted model, not a curated record. Gene Ontology annotation, cellular component: cytosol; mitochondrion. Gene Ontology annotation, molecular function: metal ion binding; metalloendopeptidase activity.